AUUGCAUAUUCCAAUUAAAAUAGAAGCUGGACUAUUGAUAAAAUUAAGGAAUAAUAAAGGUAUCAUUAACCAAGGUAGUCUAAGCUAGAAUACAGAACUUCUCAAAUGCUGAUUCUAUCAUAUUGUCUCCAGUUUAAAGCCUAUUACCGCCCACGUCCUGCCUCCCACUCUUGACUUCACCCCCUCCCCUUUACACUCCGGGGGUAGUCAGGAGCCUCACUGCGACAGGGAAAGGUUGUAAGAGACCAGAUAAGCCACUCUGGGAAUGGGACCACAAAUUAGAAACAAGAAGAUCUUUGCCUUCUUUCGGGUAUUGCCACUUCGAAGACAUCUUUUCAUCCAAAGGGAAUAAACCUUUCAGUUGAGCAGAAGAAGAGACAGGUGAAAGACAGUCACAAAUGGGAUAAAGUUUUGUCCCUUUUGCCAAAUAGGCAUGAACGCACUGUUUUUACAUUUUUUUUUAAAAUUGGAGGUUUAAGAGCAGAGACACUGACUUUUGAAGGCAUUUAUGACAUGCUUUAAACUGAGGUGUGGAGAUCCCGCAGUCCACACAGGCUUUAUCCUAGAAUAAAGCAACGGAAGUCUUUUGUUAGAAAGGCUGUGAUUUCUAAAGGUGCGUCUCUGGGGCCCUGGUGUAUGGCGCUAAAAGGUGUCGGAGUAGGCAGAGAGGUUUAUUGGUGUCCAUCCGAGUUACAAUGGCAAAGUGGUUUAAGGAGUUCCCCAUCAAUCUGAAGAAUGGUACCGACAGGAUCCGCUCAGCCUCCGAAUCUGGCUCACAAACAAGAGCCACGAAAUCCGGGCUGGUGGUCAGCAUUGGUACCAAAGCAUCAGGCUCCAAAACGGGCAAUCGCAAAAACUCCUCUGCUGACAGCACAAGCGGAGGAGGUGGAGGAGUUGGAUCGCUCCUGUCUGGAAGAAAUCGAAAGAACUCAGCCACGGAGUUGAGCAGAAAUGGUGUGAGCUCUCCGAAAGAUGGAAAAGUUUGGGACAACCUCCUGUCUGGAAAAAGUCGCAAGAACUCCAAAGCGGAUCCGGUGUUUGAGGAGCAGCACCGACCUCUGAAAAGUUCCCCAUCUGCCAACGCUUACAUCAACAGGCUGAUCAGAGUGGACAAACAGGACAAAAGCCCCAACUUCAACAGCGGCACAAUCACCAAUCAAGUGGUACCAGAACCAGAGAAACCAGUCCAGAGCAAAACAGAAACGGUGAUCAUCCUUGAAGAUUACGCAGAUCCCUUUGAUGCUCAAAAGACCAGAGAGCAAAGGGAGGCUGAGAGGGUUGGGGAGAACGACGGUUACAUGGAGCCUUACGAUGCCCAGCAGAUGAUUACUGAGAUUAGACGUCGGGGGUCCAAGGACCUGCUGAAGGUGUGUGCACUGCUGGAGGUGGGUGAGGGAACAAUGGAGGAAGGUCCGCCUGUGCCCCCGCAGAUAUACGACGUCCCGUAUGAGGGGGGCAGCGACAGCGACAAGAAGGCGGUCACACGACCCGAGCUGGAUCCUCGUCCCUCUACUGAGUACGAGCUGCCCUGGGAGUGGAAGAAAGAGCAUAUUAUCAGAACUCUGUCAGCACAGUUUGACAGCCCUGAACGCCCAGCCCAAGAUAACACACCUCACCCCACGCUCACCAGACAGCCCCAACAUCUGCCAGCCCAGCCCCAACAGCAUCAGCAUCUGAGGCAGAAAAGCUGGACCCAGAAGAUCCUGAGAUCCUCUCUGCCGACCCUGCUGCCAUCCACCACUGCCGGCAGCAACCCUGAACCCGAGGCCUGCUGUGUUGACCCCUCCCUGCCCCUGGAAAAGCAGAGCUGGUACCACGGCUGUGUCACCCGUCAGGAGGCGGAGUUUCAGCUGCAGGCCUGCAAAGAGGCCAGCUUCCUGGUCAGGAACAGCGAGUCGGACAACAGCAAGUACUCCAUCGCCCUCAAGACAAGCCAAGGCUGCGUUCAUAUCAUUGUCGCCCAGACCAAAGAAAACGGCUACACCCUGGACCAGAGCAGCUGUGUGUUCCCCAGCAUCCCAGAGGUGGUGCACCACUACUGCACUCAGCGUCUGCCUUUCAACGGCGCCGAGCACAUGACUCUACUGCACCCAGUACCUCGCAUCCACUGACUUCACUCCAGCCCAGCUUAGGUAUACAAAACAAACACACCCCUGGGCCAGCAUGGACAAAAUGUUUCCAAAAAUCACCUCACCUCCCAUCAAUGUGUACAUCUACUGCUCUGCCCUUUUCAGCAAGUCUUAUUUCAGGACUUUAGACCCCUACUUUGUUUUAUUUUCCUGACUUUUAAUUGAUCACCAGGAAGUAUGUGCAGCUCACUCUGUGUCUAGAAACCCCGGAUGUCUUCUUGUGUCUUUGUUUUACUUUGAUGUGCAGCUGAUGCAAACAUCUGAGCUGCUGUUUUGCAUGUCAAGCAAGGAAGAAGCACAGCACAGACGAUGAGGCACUUUUAAUGAUUAAAUGCGACUUUCAGGCUCAAAUGCAGAUGUGAUGUUUUAAUUAUCCAGUGUGGCUCAAGCAGAAGCUACACGUGACACUUGUUGUUAGCUGUACUAAGUGGAAUUUACUCUGAAGUGGAAAGUUUCUCUGUCAUGGUGUGGGACUCAUUUGUUUAUGGCUCUCUUUCUACCUCUGGUGGAUGUGCUGGUACACUGCACCAACAUGCCAACACAAACAUUUUCUCUCUUUCCUCAAAAUCGAUGGUUAGUAAAAUCCAUACAGAGGGCAUAUCAUUCAAUUUAUCCAGAUAUUAACAAAGACCAGCUAUUUUAAGUUUAUGCUGGCAAAAUAUUUAUAAUUUAUGUUCUGUUAUUCGUCAGUUGUGUGUAACCUCUGUCCCUUGAGGAUUUCCUCUGUUUUACUGUGAAUGAGGGCGUUGUUUCUGCUGUAUUAUGUGCACUGUGAAGAGUGAGUGAUUCACCCUGAUACAAUGUGCUUGAAGGACCACUGGUUUUCAGUAGUUAGUGCUUUUUAUGAUAAGAACUGAGACAGCAUUUGAGCUUUGGUUUUUAGCUAAACGAGCCUGUCCGUUCUGACUAGCAACAGACCUGCACAUUUUUGGAAUUUAUGAAAAGAAAAUAUUGUACAGUGAGUGUUUUCUGGCAAACUUUAGGUCUCCAAUGGGGAUCAUUAUCAGAUUUAAGUUCAAGAAAUGAAUGGCAAAGUACUAGAAAAAAACUCAAAAUAUCAGCAUUAAAUAUGUCAGGCUUGUCAUAACAUCUCUCUCUUUUUAAUGUUUGGCUAUGAUAGGUGUAGGCUACAAAAACAAGUAGUUUUUUUAAGGAAAACACCACGGUUUGGGUAAAAAGUACAUCCUUUCACCUUCUUAGAGAGGUGUUUCAAAGACCUUUCUGGAAGACAGCCUUGAAUGCUAACAUCUCGCAUGUGCCGGUGCCCCCUGGUGCUAAAAGGCAGAACACACUCAUAAAACUAACAAUGACUAACUAUUUUAAUGACAAGUAACCUUUCUAUCUUAUUUUAUUGCAUACGUUCAGUGGAAAGUGUGACAUUUAGUGCAAAUGUUUUUUUUUGUUUUUUUUUGUCAUGUUGAGACAAUAUGUGAUCAAAUCAAAUUCGUACAAACUUAUACAUAAACCUUAUGUGUUCAUUCUGUUAUUGCUAAUGAGAUUAUUAUUAAUUAUACAUAUAAUUAAUUAAUUAAUUAUACCUUAAAGUUAGUUAUACCUAAAAGUUAUUUCAAAUUACUUAUACUGUCUCUUGUGACAAAUCACACUCAGGUUAUUUCAUUUAAACACACUGACUCAAUGUGAUGGAAAAGAACAUUGAACGUGAAAGAACAUAAAACAUUAACAUGUGACUGUUUUUGCUAAACUUAAUAAAAUUAGAUGGAAAUUUUACAUGUAAUUAAAAUACUUACCUUUCGUGUUUUAUGAGUAUUUAUUUUUUGAGUGGUAACUGUAUGAUAUUCACCAAAGUCUUAUUUUUUUGUGUACUUUGAUUGUAAUCCAAACAUCCCACAUAUUACGUGUGUUCUUAAUUUAGGGACACGCUGGAAAUCAUUUGGACAACUCUGAUCACAAUAACAUAUGAUAUAACCAAGGUUAAAGUUUGUCUUAUGUUUUAUUUUUAUUUUUAAUUUCUGCCAGUUUCGAUGUCUCUUCAUAGCUUUAAAGAAAGUCCAGUUUGUGCUUUUUGGCAGAGCAGUGAAGCAGUAAUUAUACGUGGAGACAUACCUGCUAUACAUUUUCACCUUUUGUCUUUUGGCAUGUGGAGACCUGUUGUUUAAACUUUGUCAAACAGAUUAAAGCGAAAGGUCCUGAAUCUCAA
Molecule: messenger RNA, 4287 nt
Organism: Scatophagus argus
Lineage: Eukaryota; Metazoa; Chordata; Actinopteri; Scatophagidae
Product: SH2 domain-containing adapter protein E-like
Exons: 6
Coding region: 696-2111 (471 amino acids)
Molecular function (GO): phosphotyrosine residue binding
Source: RefSeq, a predicted model, not a curated record